AUGAAGACCCCCGCCUAUCUACUAGUCACUCGACUGGUGCAUUAUACAACCCAGGAAUUCUUCCAGUGCAACCGAUCAACCUGGUUCCCAAACGCGAACUAUGAUAUCGGCAGCAUCUGCGUGGCAUAUCUGUCAUGUGAUAUUUUCAAAUCAGGACAUUGCCAAACGGUAGAAGAUUUCAUAUCGCGCCGGGAACACUGUCCUUUUGGAACUUAUGCAGCCGCUUUCUGGGGUACUCACAUCCGAGAGUGCGAAGCGGACGGGGAACAACCUCAAAGCGAGGAAGCCAUCAUUACACUGCUGCUAGAUACACCGAAAGUCAACUCCUGUAUGCAGUUCAUGUUAUCUAUUCCCCAGUAUAGCGACGACGAUGACCAAUACAACUCAGUCCAUAUGGAAUCUGAGGGAUAUAAAUAUUCACUAAGCACCGCGCAGAUUGCCACAGGUCUUCAUCUUGCGGCUUACUUUGAAUUACCUGAUGUGGCCCAAAAGUUGAUUUCUUUUGGCAGUUCAGUGGACUGCGUGGAUGCUGCUGAAAGGACCCCUUUAUCAUGGGCAAUGGAACAUAACCGCCUAGAUUCUAUAACUUUACUCCUAUCACAUGGCGCAGAUCCAAACAUCAAAGAUAGCGAAGGGAUAGCACCCCUAGUGUUCCCAAUUUAUCAAGGUUGCGAACGCGCAGUCCAGUUAUUAAUCGAAGAAAAUAGUGAUUUGCUGUCUUCUUUCGAAAAUGGACAGUUGCUACUUCAUGUUUCUGCCAGGGGUGGAUCAGAGAAGGUUACCCGUCUCCUUUUAGAGCAAGGGAUUAGCGCACACUCGAAAGAUCACGAGGGUCACACUCCAUUGUUUCACGCCGCUCGAUGCGAUCAUUUAAAUCUGGUGCAGCUUUUUCUUGACUGGGAUCUGGAUGCUAAUCCCCAGGAUAUUGAAUUGGAUGCCUCAAUCUCAGUCGCAGCGGAGUUUGGGAAUGAGGCAAUAGUUCAGUUUCUCCUAGACAAAGGUGCUGACCCUAAUAAUCUCUAUUACGGGGAUAGGACACCACUCAUGUGGGCAUCAGUCGAAGGCCAGACGUCGGCAAUACAAGUUUUGCUGAAGUGGGGUGUUGAAUUGGAAACCAAAAACUCCAAGGGUCAGACCGCACUGAGUUUUGCAGCAAUGGGUUGGAGCACAGAAAAAGCGAUCCAGCUCCUCCUAGAGAAUGGCGCAGAUGUUAACUCUGAGGACAAUGAUGGCCGCAGUAUGUUUUUCCAUGCAGCCUCGGAGGACGAACACACCAAUCUGAUUGCGCUUUUUACUUCGACCAAGAUCAGGAACAUCCAUCAACCCGAUCGGUAUGGCCGAACACCUCUACAUGUUGCUGCAACCCGAGGUCAUUUGCAACCAAUUCUCACGCUGCUCAACACUGACGGUGUGGAAUUAGAAAUAAAAGACUACAGGGGUCAUACCGCACUACAUUGCGCAGCAGCCUGUCCGAGGAUACAAGUGGUCCAGCUCCUCCUAGAGAAUGGCGCUGAUAUUAACUCUGAGGACAAUGAUGGUCGCAGUGUAUUUUCCCAUGCAGCAUCCGAGAACAGAUACACCAAUCUGACAGCUCUUUUUACCUCAACCAAGAUCAGGAACAUCCAUCGACCCGAUCGGUAUGGCCGAACACCUCUACAUAUUGCAGCAACCCAUGGUCAUUUGCAAUCAGUUCUCACACUUCUGAAAAGCGACGGUGUCGAUUGCGAGGCCCAAGACAAGUUUGGCCGCACAGUACUGUCUGACGCUACACUGCGCAAGAGAUUUGAUGUUGUAAAAAUCCUAGACACAUUUUCUGAGACAAGCUCCCAAAUGACAGUUGACUCAGUGGUUCAAGCCACCUCUCUAGAGGACGUGAAUGUGUGUUGUGAUGUUUGCACGGUUUAUGUAUUGAAGGGUAAGGCUUUCUCCCAUUGCGCCACUUGUCAUGGAGGGGACUUUGAUAUCUGCGAGGUGUGCUAUCAUGUUGGGGCACGAUGCCUGGAUCGCUCUCAUUUAAUGGAGCUACGGCAUGAGAAAGGCCUUGCUCCAUAA
Messenger RNA from Penicillium concentricum, 2052 nucleotides. RefSeq lists its product as uncharacterized. Lineage: Eukaryota; Fungi; Ascomycota; Eurotiomycetes; Eurotiales; Aspergillaceae. The transcript has a single exon. Bases 1 to 2052 code for a protein of 683 amino acids. The record is from RefSeq and is a predicted model, not a curated record. Gene Ontology annotation, molecular function: protein binding.